Messenger RNA from Choloepus didactylus (southern two-toed sloth), 5882 nucleotides. RefSeq names its product NACC family member 2 (gene NACC2). Gene Ontology annotation, biological process: regulation of transcription by RNA polymerase II. The record is from RefSeq and is a predicted model, not a curated record. Gene Ontology annotation, molecular function: protein binding; DNA-binding transcription factor activity, RNA polymerase II-specific; RNA polymerase II cis-regulatory region sequence-specific DNA binding. Bases 310 to 2058 code for a protein of 582 amino acids. NCBI's taxonomy places the organism in Eukaryota, Metazoa, Chordata, Mammalia, Pilosa, Megalonychidae. The transcript is spliced from 6 exons.
CCCGGGAGCCCCCGCACCUUUCCCAGCUCCCGCGGGCAGGAUCCCGGGGCCCCCGCGGUGCACCUGCUUGCGAGAAAGAGGGAAAAGCAACCAGAAACCAGACGCAGGAAAGCCCCCAGCCUCGCCUCCCUCCCUGGCUCGGGGCUCCUGCCUCUCCGGGGCUCUUGGCGAGCGGCUAACUUUUCCGGGGAGAAGAGUGGCAGCUCCGGGCCGGCCCGGCCUCCCCCGCCGGCCCCUCCGCCUGAUGUGCCCGGCUCCGGCGGGCCCCGCGCUGAGAGUCUGAGGCGUGCCCACGAGCGCCCACACGCCAUGUCGCAGCUGCUGCACAUCAAGAUCCCCAACUUCGGGAACACGGUGCUGGGCUGCCUCAACGAGCAGCGCCUGCUGGGCCUCUACUGCGAUGUGUCCAUCGUGGUCAAGGGCCAGGCCUUCAAGGCCCACCGGGCGGUGCUGGCGGCCAGCAGCCUCUACUUCCGCGACCUGUUCAGCGGCAACAGCAAGAGCGCGUUCGAGCUGCCCGGCUCGGUGCCGCCCGCCUGCUUCCAGCAGAUCCUGUCCUUCUGCUACACGGGCAAGCUGACCAUGGCGGCCAGCGAGCAGCUCGUGGUCAUGUACACGGCUGGCUUCCUGCAGAUCCAGCACAUCGUGGAGCGUGGCACUGACCUCAUGUUCAAGGUGAGCUCGCCCCACUGCGACUCGCAGACCGCUAUGGUGGAGGACGCCAGCUCCGAGCCGCACAGCCCCUGCCACCAGCUGCAGCCGCCCGCCGCCGCCACCGCCCCCUACGGCGUGUCCCCCUCCGUGCCCAUCCCCCUGCUGACCCGCGUGAAGCACGAGGCUGUGGAGUUGCCACUGGCCGCCGGCCCGGGGCUGCUGCCCAAGCGCCCGCUGGAGGCAGGUCCCCGGGAUGUCCUGGCGGCGGGCACGGCGGGGGCGGCCGGUGCGGCCCCCCUCAAGCUGCCCCGGGUCGCCUACUAUGGGGUGCCCAGCCUCGCCAGCCUCAUCCCUGGCAUCCAGCCGGCGCCCUACUCCCAGGGGGAGAGGACCAGCCCAGGCGCCAGCAGCCUGCCCACCACCGACAGCCCCACCUCGUACCACAACGAGGAGGACGAGGAGGAUGACGAGGCCUACGACACGAUGGUGGAGGACCAGUAUGGCCAGAUGUACAUCAAGGCCAGCGGCGGCUACGCAGUGCAAGAGAAGCCAGAGCCCGUGCCGCUGGAAAGCCGCUCCUGCGUCCUCAUCCGCCGCGACCUCGUGGCCCUGCCCGCCAGCCUCAUCAGCCAGAUCGGGUACCGCUGCCACCCCAAGCUCUACUCGGAGGGGGACCCGGGCGAGAAGCUGGAGCUGGUGGCAGGCUCCGGCGUCUACAUCACGCGGGGCCAGCUCAUGAACUGCCACCUGUGCGCGGGGGUGAAGCACAAGGUCCUGCUGCGGAGGCUUCUGGCCACGUUCUUCGACAGGAACACGCUGGCCAACAGCUGUGGCACCGGCAUCCGCUCCUCCAGCAGUGACCCCAGCCGCAAGCCACUGGACAGCCGGAUCCUGAACGCUGUGAAACUGUACUGUCAGAACUUCGCCCCCAGCUUCAAGGAGAGCGAGAUGAAUGUGAUCGCGGCCGACAUGUGCACCAACGCCCGCCGUGUGCGCAAGCGCUGGCUGCCCAAGAUCAAGUCCAUGCUGCCCGAGGGCGUGGAGAUGUACCGCACGGUCAUGGGCGCCGUGGCCACCGGCGCGCCCCUUGACCCCGAGUUCCAGCCGGCCGCCGCGCAGGUCUUCGAGCAGCGCCUGUUUGUCGAGCGCCGGGGCGACGCGGCCCUCGCGGCCCUGCGGACGGACGCGGUGAGCGCGGAGCUGGCCGCCGCCAACCCCGCCUUCGAGGCCGGCGAGGAGGCCGACGGGGCCGGCUCGGUCAUCCAGGAGGCAGCCGCGCCCGAGCUGCUGCCCACCGACGGCCAGAGCCCGGCCCGGCCCUUCGAGCAGGGCAGCGCUAGCCCCAGCAGGCCCGGGACGCCGGCGGCCAGGAGGCAGGACGGCGCCCACGCGGGGACCUCGUAAGGGGCAGGCGGGGCCGGGUGGGGGCGCGCACCACCGCUGCUUGCAUGAUACUAACCCAGUGUGACCCAGCCACUCACGCACUGAACUGCUACUGUUGCCUGGAAAAAAUGUGAUUUUUAUCCUGCUUGUAUUUAAAAUCUAUGAAGGAAACCAUUGCAUUCGUAUACUGUAAACGAUGAGGCCCCUGGCGGCCUGGGAGCAAGAAGGCCCAGGGCUCCCUUGGGUGUCCCCAGGUCAGUCUCCGAGUGUAGCGUUCCCGCCCGCCCGGUCCCCUCCUCACCCACCCUUCCUGACCCUCUGCCCAGAAGCCGAGGCGUGGGGGGCACCGUCACGGCCGCUGUCUCCUCGCCCCGGGGGCCCCUCACUCCUCUGCAAUGAGGGGACAGGGCAGGGCCCCCGGGGGCCGGACUCCUCUUGUGUGUCCUUCCUGAGACUCUGGGGGUCAGGCCCUGCCAGGUCCACACGCAUGUCUGUGUGUGUGCACGUGUGCACACGUGUGGAGGGAGCAGUGUACUUGGCAUGAUAGGGUGGUUUUGCUGGUUGCCCAUUGGGGAGAAAGGGUCUUGGGCUGGACCUGGUGCCCCCCGGCCCAGCUCCACAGCUCCUCGUCCACCUGGAGCCCUGCCCGAGCCCCUGCCUCCUGGCCCCUUGGGGUUUUGAGAUCUGUUUCGGGUCUGGUCUGGAAAGUUGCAGGGCCAAAGGACAGACGUUUGGGUAGGCCUGGUGGUCUGGCAGUCGGGGUGCUUUCCCUUGUGCCCCCACCUGGCAGUGCCGGCAGCGGGGAGGUGGGGGAGCUCGGGCUGGCUCCUGGGGAGGAGGGUGCUGUGGGGCAGGAGGCUGGAGCCCGGCACCCCUUGGUGCGGGGCCCCCCCACCUCGGGAUCCCGCAUCCCUGCCGGUGCCUGGGGUGGGAGGCAGGUGGCAGGUGUGUCCCGGGCCUGGUGUGGAGCUGCUCAGGUGGAGCUGGCUGAGGCCCGGGGGUCUCCCCUGAUGCCCCAGGAAGGGAGGGCCCACGGCAGAUGGCUGUGUGCUGCUGCAGUGCUUGCUGGGACACUCGUUACCCCGUGUCCCCACAGCUCCCCAGGCCUGGCCAGUGGCCACCCCUCCCGUUCCCAGACCGUUGGGGGUCCAUCUCUGACCACCAGUGGCAGAGUCACGCGACCCCAGCGAGCGGGAGGCCCUGGGUCCCUCGGUCCGUCCAUCAGUCUCUCCUCUCUCCCCUCCCCCCACGGGGGGCAAGCGCGGCCCUGGGCUCCCCCACCGCUCCCCUGAUGUCCAGAAACCUGAAGGCCCCUCCCCUUAACCAGAGGCCCAGGGGCUCCCGGGCUGGGGGCGGCUCUGCAGCUACUUCAUUCCCGCUGGGGGGCUCCCAGCCAGAUGGACUGAGCACCACCUCCUGGCCCCUCCAGCCAGGCCCCCCAUUUGCCUGCCCUCCAGAAGGGUCUGAUAGCUUCCGGGAGGGUUCAGUGACCUCCGGGGCCAGGCACUGUGGGUCUGGGCACUGAGUCUUCCUGGAGCUGCAGGGGGCUUGGAUGUGUUCAGGCCGCCCCUGCCCCUCCGGCCGAGCCAUGGGGCAAAGGUGAGGCUGAGCACACCCAGCCCCUCUCGGGGUCUCCCUGCACCUGCUCCCGCUCCCCCCACCCCCAAAUUUGCACUUUAAUUUGACCAUCACCAGGGACCUUCAGGAGACAGCUCGUGGUCCUGGCUGUCUGCAGAGGGGCUCAUCGCUCUCUCCGCCCCGCUCCAAAGUAGACAUGGCCCCCGCUGCCCGUGGCCACCCGGAGAAGGCCCGAGCACCGCACAGGCCUGCACAUUGCCCCCCGGCCACGACCUCUGUCCCCCAGUCGUGUCUACUCGCCGUCUGUUUCGUUGUUCUGGGUAAGGAAGGCAAAAGCUAUAGGGAAAUCUUUAAAGAUAAUAAUAAUAAUUAAAUGUGAAUAGGUCCUGAGCUCUCCCGUGUCCCGGGCGUGCCGGGCCGAGCGAUUUGCACUACCGCGGCCACGGGCCGUGAGCGCUGGCAGACGUGUGUGGCUGGUGAUUGUACCUGGGGGGGCAGGUGCCCUCUCCAUCCUGAAUGUACCGCGGGCGAGCGGCGGAGGCGGCGGGGGCCUGGGCUCCGAGGAACCUUCCAGAGUGCCUUAGCAUCUUUUGAUCAUUUUUUCCCAAGGAAAACCAAUUUAGAGAACCAGACCCCCCCCCUCCUUUGUUUACAAGACGACUGAUUCCAGAACGGGGCUCCUCUGCCCUGAGUGUGACCCUGUAGCCUAAGAGAUGAGACGCUCAGUAUUUAUGACAUGUCUGCAACCUAAUUCCUAAGCUUGACUAUUAGCAAUAUGCAUAUACUACGUAGAGUCUUCUAGAGCUAAGCUGUAGCGCGCUUUUGCGAGGAGAAGGAAGGGCCCGGCCCGCAGGACCCGCAGCCGGGCCAUGGGUCUGGGUCCAGCGAAGGGACCCGGGGCGGGACGGCUGCUGGGAGCCCACCUGGCCGGCGCGCCUGGUACUUGAAUUCUGCCUUGUUUUCUGCACUGUCCGGGCUCGUCCCCGAGUUCCCUGUGGUUGCCUAACUGCAUUGGAUGUUAUUGUUUUAUUUUGCCCUGAAUGUGGACGGGGGAGUGGGGACGUCCCGGGUGACCGAGGAGGGCAUGCCCGGGCCGAGCCGCCUUGUUUUUGUCCUCCCUGAAAGCUCCUUCUUUGGGUUUGUGGUUAGAGCUGGGAGGACGCCGCUGUCGUGGGGUCAGGCACCGGGCUGGGGGCCGACGCAGCCUCGUCCCUUCUGUGGGAUCAGCCGAUCCUGCCCAGCCCGUUUCACAGGAGCCGACACGCCCAGAACCUUCUGGCUGUGCCCUUCAGCCCUGGCCCUGAGACGGGAGGGAAAUCCUCUGGGCGGCAGGGAGGGUGAUGGCUGGCUUAGCUCGAAGUAGUUGCAGGCGGCCACUGCCGCACAAACUGGUCAUCGUGUCAGCCAGCCGGCUCCAGGGCGCACGGCACCCAGGGGUGGUGAGGGCGAGGUACAGAGGUUUCUGAAAUGGCAAAGGUUUGUUGUCCGUUUGUUCUGUUUUGUUUUGUUUUGGAAAAAAAGGAAAGGAAAACAAUGCAAAAUGGAAAGCAUUCAAACUGGCCCACCUGCCUGCGCGCUGACCGCUCGCGCCCAUCGUUAGCGUUUGCACACGACUGUGAUUUCUAUGUCAAGAGAAGCCAAAACUCGCAAUACUAUUUUUAGCAGACAAAAAAAACGAAAAAGAACUAAGUAUAAAUGUAUAAAUAUUUUUGACUUGAACAUUUGGAUGACAUUUGAUGCAAAUAGAGUAUUAAUCCUCGGACAGGAUGUUUUGGAAGAAGGACUUACGGAGGAGACGAUAGUUUUGGAGAGUGUUUAGGGGAUAAAAUAGUACUGUAACUCAUGACUGUUAACAAAUAAAUACAUACAAUGACACGAGUUGUCCCUGUGCUGUCAGGAAGGGCCUGCAGUGCCACUAAGUUAGGUCUCAGCCACGAAAGAUGCUAGCUUUUUUUUUUUCUUUUAUCUCUUUGUAAGAAGGGGUUUCCCCAGUCCUUGGGUUCCCCGGGCCCCUCACUCCCGUUUCCUUUUAUGUGCUAUUACUAGGUAGAGUCAAGACUGUUACUUUUUAGCCAUGGCUGACAUUGUAUCAAUAACUAAACACCAGAAACCUCCGCCGAUGACCAGGAAAACCCGAGGGCUCCAAGUGUGUUCAGAGCCGGUGCACGCGGUGGAAAUCAUCACCAACAAAAAAGGAUGUGGUCGCUAACUGUAAAGUGCUUUGUAAAAUUCACAUUUACAAAAUAAUAAAGUCAGUUCAAACCGAA